AGGGAAACAAUUAAAUUUAAAAUUUUGCUUGUCUCUUUAAAUUGGAAGAGACUAUUCGUACGUAAUCCGCGUACGAUUAGACUAAAAAAACUAUUCGUACGUAAAUAAUUAGAUUUAUAUUCUAACAUUGGAUGAAAAUUAAUAAGUUGAAAAUAUUAGCUCAGAGGUAAAACGAAGGGUUUGUUGAUAUAAUUUUGCGAGUUCGAAUCUUGUAUAUAAAAUUUUUCUUUUCAUUUCGAUUCUCCAAAAUUUCAUUUAAUUUUUUCUUUUUUCUCUAGUUUAAUCUAACUGUGUAGGUCAGAUAAAUUAAAUUUAUUUUUAAUUGUACCCUAAUUAAGUUAAUUAAAACUUAGUUACAAUUAAUAAAAAUUAAAUUAAAUUAGUUAGGAAUCGAUAGAAUCGGAUACAAACAUCUGAUAAUAUCGAUUCCAUCUGGCGUAUGAAUAGACUUUACCCUUUAAAUUGAUUAUCAAUUAUUGAUUUCAUGUGAAUUAUGUCAAUUAACAAACUACCAAACGAGUGUCUCUAUAUGAUUUUGGACCAUUUCAAUGGAUUCGAAGAGUUGAUCCGAUUGUCCAAAGUCUCUCCAAAAUGGUUCCUGGUCGUUUCACUGAAGUUAAGCAAAGUUAAAUAUCUUCAAUUGAUGGAUAGAUACAAAAGAGCUCAGGACUACAUUGAGCAUAACAAACUUUGGAAAAACACUACAGAAACUUUGAAAAGUCACAAUUUAAAUGAUUUAUUUCCGAAUCUGAAGAUUGUGGAAGUUCCGUUGCAUUUUUUUGUUUCUCUUGAAUCAUAUACUUUUAGAAGGUUGAUAAACGAACAUCCAAAAAUUAAAGGAUUGAUUGGACUUUAUGAACCUGUUGAGAACAAGUAUAACUUGGAAAAUAUCGAAAUGAUUUCAUCAGAUUUCAAAUUCGAAUUCAAAAAAGUCUUUCGACCUGCUCAGUUGAAACAAAUUUGCUUCAAAGGAAUAUUGCUCUUAUCUGAAUUUUCUCAAUACAUAAAAAAAUAUGAUGGUCCAAAUUUGUCCACUUUAAAGAUCCUUGAAUUUCCACCUGGUAAUCUUGGCACUGGAUUUCGUAUUAUGGAUUCCUGUCCGUGUUUAGAAAGCGCAUUCAUAUAUUCUGGUUACUUUCAGUCUAAUAUUAUUGACGAUUCAAUAAAAAAUUUCAAUCUAAGAGAUUUGGUUAUCGAACAUAUAAGUGACAAUGAAAAAUUCAUUUGA
Molecule: messenger RNA, 1228 nt
Organism: Panonychus citri (citrus red mite)
Lineage: Eukaryota; Metazoa; Arthropoda; Arachnida; Trombidiformes; Tetranychidae
Exons: 5
Coding region: 494-1228 (244 amino acids)
Molecular function (GO): protein binding
Source: RefSeq, a predicted model, not a curated record